AUGGACAACAAGGAAGUGCACGAAACGGAUCUCCGGUCGUCUCCCGACUAUGUCACUGAUCAAGAGCAGAAUGUCGCCUUAAACAUAAACCCGCUAGCGGAAGUGCCAAAGGGCAGAUGGGAAAGGUCCUGGCCUACUAUUGCUUGUGGUGCAGGCCUUUUCUCUGAUGGCUACCUCAACGGUGUCAUUGGAUCGGUGUCGACCAUGUUGCAGCUGAUCUAUGGCGACGCUUACACUUCGUCAUCUGCCAAAAGUGCGGUGCCGAGCAUUGCAUUCGCAGGUACAGUCGUUGGUCAUCUCUUCUUCGGUGUCUUGAGUGAUCAUUGGUCUCGACGAAACUCCUUACUCAUAUCAACAAUCAUCCUGAUCCUCUUUUCCAUCCUUUGCGCGGGCUCAUAUGGCGCUGGCGGGAGUCCGCAAGGCUUGUUUGCAGCUCUUUCAGCCUAUCGAUUUCUUAUUGGAUUGGGUAUCGGAGGAGAAUACCCGGCAGGGUCCGUCGGUGCCGCAGAGUCCACCGGCGAGUUGAAAACAGGACACCGAAAUCGCUGGUUCAUAUUCGCAACCGAUUUCCAAAUCGACCUCGGUUUUGUCAUCAGCGCUUUUGUUCCGAUGAUUGUCGUUCUUGCAACGGGCGAAAGCCACCUUCGAGCAGCGUGGAGAAUAUGCCUGGCUUUGGGCGCGAUCCCACCGUUGAGCCUGUUAUAUCUUCGUAUCAAACUACAAGAACCAGAACAGUACAAGCGAAACAAGAUGCACAAAUUUCCAAUCAAACUAAUUGUUAGGUUUUACUGGUGGCGUCUUACCGUCAUCUCUAUCAUCUGGUUUGUCUACAACUUCUCUGCUUACUCUUUCGGCAUCUUUGCAUCCUCCUGGCUGGUGUUUAUCCUCCCUAGUGACGCUCCACUCUGGAAAUCUUUCGGCAUGGCGACCGCCAUCAACAGUUUCUGGCUUCCUGGAUCCUUCUUUGGUGCUUUCUUGUCUGACUGGAUCGGUCCGAAAUGGGGUCUGAUAUUGGGAGUCUUCUUGCAGGGCAUUGUCGGGUUUGCCAUGACAGGGGCAUAUGGCGAGCUCAAUCAACCUUCACGAGUCGCCGGCUUCAUCAUCUUGACUGGAUUGUUCAUGGCCCUGGGCGAAGUCGGCCCAGGGGACAACAUCGGUCUGCUCGCUUCGAAGCUCACGUCCACACCCAUCCGAGGUCAGUUUUAUGGGAUCGCAGCGGCGUGGGGCAAAGUCGGAGCGUUCGUCGGCACAUAUGUAUUCCCACUGUUGAUCGAUGCCGCUGGUGGCGACAAGGUCAAGCAAGGACAAUAUCCGUUCUGGGUCAGUAGCAGCUUGUGCAUCUUCAGUGCCGUCGUGGCUUUCUUUGGUCUUCCCAAUGUCGGACAGGAUAUGAUUGAGGAGGAAGACGACAGGUUCAAGGGAUAUCUCGAAGAGAAUGGAUACGACACAAGUGGUAUGGGGACGAAGAGGUUCCACGAGGAACUGGCUAGAAGCUAA
This is a messenger RNA of Exophiala oligosperma, 1497 nucleotides long. RefSeq lists its product as uncharacterized. The transcript has 7 exons. Gene Ontology annotation, biological process: transmembrane transport; carboxylic acid transport. Gene Ontology annotation, cellular component: plasma membrane. The record is from RefSeq and is a predicted model, not a curated record. Gene Ontology annotation, molecular function: carboxylic acid transmembrane transporter activity. Bases 1 to 1497 code for a protein of 498 amino acids. Lineage: Eukaryota; Fungi; Ascomycota; Eurotiomycetes; Chaetothyriales; Herpotrichiellaceae.